AUGGAACCAGAAGCACAAGAAUUUUUAACUUUUUUUGACUUGAGCUGUGUACUUCGUUGGUUAUUUUUCAGCGUGGCCCUUGUAUUAUGUCUUCUCAGGUCCUCUCCCAGUGCACAGAGGAACAGUAGGCUGACUGAACACUCUCCCAAGAAGGGGCAAAAGGAUAAAAUCAGGCAGUGUAGGUGGCAUGUGUUAAGUUUAGGGAAUUGCUGUCCUCUUGUGGCCAAUCCUGGAAACAACAGCCAAGAAACUUGUGUUCUAGGGCUGUGUCUUUUUAGUGUUUUCCAGAUCAGCAAUCAGCAACACUUGGGGAAUUUGUUAGAAAUGUAG
This is a messenger RNA of Rangifer tarandus platyrhynchus (Svalbard reindeer), 330 nucleotides long. The record is from the annotation of a GenBank genome assembly. NCBI's taxonomy places the organism in Eukaryota, Metazoa, Chordata, Mammalia, Artiodactyla, Cervidae.